CCAGGCCUCCCUCACCGCCGGGUGGGGCUCCCCUCCAGAGGCUGUUGGCCGAGCUCUGCACAGUUUCACGGCACGCUCAGCCCUGGCCGGACAGCCAGACGGAGCGGACACGCCUCUCAGCCCACAGGCAAGAACCGUCCGUCCCGGGAAGAUGCAGGUGUUCGUGAUGCUGCUGGCUGCAGGGGGCACCUGCCUGGGCCUGCUGGCGGCAGCUGCAGUGGCCGUCAACCCUGACCGACCCAACCCCCCCAGCUCGCUGCCCAUUCACCGGCGCCAGAAGAGAGACUGGAUCUGGAACCAGAUGCACAUCGAUGAGGAGAAAAACGGCUCACUGCCCCACUAUGUGGGCAAGAUUAAAUCAAGCGUGAACCGCAAGAACACCAAGUACCAGCUCAAAGGAGAGUCUGCCGGCAAGGUCUUCCAGGUUGAUGAGAGCACGGGGGACGUGUAUGCCUUUGAGAGGCUGGACAGGGAGAAGAUCUCUGAGUACCACCUCAUCGCCCUCGUGGUGGACAAGAACACUGAGAAGAACCUGGAGUCUCCUUCCAGCUUCACCAUCAAAGUUCACGAUAUCAAUGACAACUGGCCUGUGUUCACGCACCGGGUGUUCAAUACCUCCGUGCCCGAGAUGUCAGGGAUAGGGACCUCGGUCAUCCAGGUGACAGCAAUGGAUGCAGAUGACCCCACUGUGGCAGACCACGCCUCUGUCGUGUACCAACUCCUGAAGGGAGAAGAACAUUUCAGCAUCCGUGGUUCUGGACUAAUUGUCACAGCGAACAAAAACCUGGACCGAGAGAAGCAGGCCAAGUACGAGAUCGUGGUGGAAGCACGAGAUGCCCAGGGCCUCCGGGGGGAAUCGGGCACGGCCACCGUGCUGAUCUCUCUGCAGGACGUCAACGACAACUUCCCCAUCUUCACACAGUCCAGGUACAUGUUUUCUGUGCCUGAAGACAUCCGUGUGGGCAGCCCCCUGGGCUCUCUGUUUGUGGAGGACCCAGACGAGCCCCAGAACCGGAAGACAAAGUACAGCAUCGUGCAGGGCGAGUACAGGGACACCUUCACCAUCGAGCCUGACCCCAGCCGCAACGAGGGCAUCAUCAAGCCCAUGAAGCCCCUGGACUAUGAACGCAUCCGGCAAUACAGCUUCACCAUCGAGGCCACGGACCCCACCAUCGACCUCCGCUACCUGAGCAGCACCUCCACCAAGAACAUCGCCCGUGUCAUCAUCAACGUCACAGAUGUGGACGAGCCCCCCACCUUCCAGCAGCCCUUUUACCACUUCCAACUGCGGGAGAACCAGAAGAAACCUCUGAUCGGCUCAGUGCUGGCCGUGGACCCCGAUGCCGCUAAGCGGAGCAUCAGAUACUCCAUCCGCAGGACAAGUGACAAGGGCCAGUUCUUCGGAAUAACCAAGCAGGGGAAUAUUUACAAUGAGAAGGAGCUGGACAGAGAAGUCUACCCCUGGUGUAACCUGACAGUGGAGGCCAAAGAGCUGGAUUCUAGUGGGACCCCCACGGGCAAAGAAUCCAUUGUGCAGGUCCACAUCGAAGUUUUGGAUGAGAACGACAAUGCCCCAGAGUUUGCCAAGCCCUACGAGCCCAAAGUGUGUGAGAACGCUGCCCAGGGCAAGCUGGUCGUGCAAAUCUCGGCAAUAGACAAGGAUAUAACACCACGAGAUGUGAAGUUCAAGUUUUCCCUGAGCACUGAGGACAGCAACUUCACCCUCACGGAUAAUCACGAUAACACGGCCAACAUCACAGUCAAGUACGGGUAUUUUGACCGAGAGCGCGCCAAGGUCCACCACCUGCCCGUGCUCAUCUCGGACAACGGGAGGCCAAGCCUCACAGGCACCAGCAUGCUGGAUGUGACCGUGUGCAAGUGCAACGAACGCGGCGAGUUCACCUUGUGUGAGGAGGCGGCCGCCCAGGUGGGCGUCAGCAUCCAGGCGCUGGUAGCUAUCUUCCUCUGUAUCCUCACCAUCACAGUGAUCACCCUCCUCAUCACCCUGCGGCGGCGGCUCCGGAAGCAGGCCCGCGCCCACGGCAAGAGCGUGCCGGAGAUCCACGAGCAGCUGGUCACCUAUGACGAGGAGGGCGGCGGCGAGAUGGACACCACCAGCUACGACGUGUCGGUGCUCAACUCGGUGCGCCACGGUGGGACCAAGCCCCCGCGGCCGGCGCUGGACACGCGGCCGUCCCUCUACGCACAGGUGCAGAAGCCGCCGCGGCACGCGCCUGGGGCGCACGGGCCCGGGGAGAUGGCCGCGAUGAUCGAGGUGAAGAAGGACGAGGCGGACCACGACGGCGGCGGCCCACCCUACGACACGCUGCACAUCUACGGCUACGAGGGCGCCGAGUCCAUCGCCGAGUCCCUCAGCUCCCUGGGCACCGAUUCAUCUGACUCGGACAUCGAUUAUGACUUUCUCAAUGACUGGGGGCCCAGGUUCAAGAUGCUGGCCGAGCUGUAUGGCUCGGACCCCCGGGAGGAGCUGAUGUAUUAGGGGACCGCGGGCCUCUGGGCCUGGGUAGCUCAGGCUAGUCGGACACGGGCACUGAGCCCUCCAAUCGUAGCACUCAUGUCCCAGCCUAACAGCCCUUCCUCAUGGGUCCCAGAGACCUCACCAUCUUGGAUGGCAAAAUCCAAGUCCCUGAAAUGUCCAGGAACGUAUUUCAGUGAUGGCUACUCCCAAAACGCUGAAAAACACCAGGCUGGUGUUCUGUCUGGGCUGAGACAUCCACAUAACCCUGUCACCUGCGACCACGGGUCCAACUCAGAGACUUUCUCAGUCUUCUCAAAGCAGAUUACGCUCAACUGCCAGGCGGAGGUCUUCCCCUGAGGUCCCUGAACCCCUAGUGGGGGGCGGCUGGGGGGGGGGUCCUGGUGCCUGUCACCUGGAGGCAAGGGGCUGGAUGGCAUGACUGUGGGGCAAGACUCUCUGUAGCCCAGUCCCCCAGGAGACUGGGCCCGCCCCCCAGGCCUGCCCUGCUUUAGCUUCCUCACACCCUCCCAAGACCCCCAGCAUUCUGCAGCCUCUCCCCAGGCCUGUCAAAAGGAAGGAAGGGCCUCUUGACAUCUCCCGACCUUGGGUCUUGAGGUGACCUCGCUGGCCUGCCAUGCCUGUAACUAUGCUGUACUGGGUACUGAAAAUUCAUCCAAGGUCAGGGAAAUGGCUCGUUGAACUUUAAAGCAACUGUGAAUUCAUCCUGGAGGGACAGUGGAGACCAAACGAGACCACAGAUCAUAGGGUGAGGGCCACCUCCACACCCACUCCCUCCAGAGAGGACCAGGAGUCGCUGUGACCCCAAUUUGACACUCACGACACCCCUCCAGUUUUGCCUGGGAAGUAGGGCAGAUGUUUCCGGAGCAGAAGACCUCUCCCUGCCUCGCCCGGUCACUCAUUCAUGCUCUUUCUUUUUUCUUUCUCUCCAUCUACUCUUGAUCUCUUGACUUAGAGGCACUUAAGGUGUGACCCACAUCAACUCUGGCCAAAGUCCAAACCCAAACAUGACUGCGCAACACAGCUGUGUCAUUUGCCUUUACACCUCGUUGUUGCCACAUCUCAGGGAACCCCAGCAGGGCCCCAUCCCUACAGAAGGCAAGGCCCCUGCUCAGGCCCAGUGGUCACCUGUUCCUCUUCCACCUUCAGCCACGUACGGAACUUUCCACUGCAAACACACCUUAGGGAAGUGGCAUCACUCAACGGGGGUGCGGGGAAGGAGGCAAACUCUCUGACUCACCAUUUGUCAUGGACCGAGGUUCCUGCUCUGGGCAAGGCCCCUCAAUUCAGGGGACUGUAGAUAACACUGACUUUUUAUUUUUAACCAAUAACAAGUUUUUCAUAUAUUUUUUUUUUACUAAUAAUACUUAUACAUUUCUAGCUCUCACAAACAUAUAGAAUAGGGUUUUUGCAUAAUAAGCAGGUUGCUAUUUAGGUUAACAAUUUUAAUUCAGGUUUUUUAGUUGGAUAAACAAAUUCCUGUAACCUUCUAUUUCCUAUCAUUGUAGUAAUUGCCCUAGUGAUAAUGACUAUAUAUAUAUUGGCUACACUGGUGCAUGGGACAUACUGUAUUUUUUUAUAACUAAAUAAAGAAAAAUCUU
Molecule: messenger RNA, 4098 nt
Organism: Delphinapterus leucas (beluga whale)
Lineage: Eukaryota; Metazoa; Chordata; Mammalia; Artiodactyla; Monodontidae
Gene: CDH5
Product: cadherin 5
Biological process (GO): cell-cell junction assembly; multicellular organism development; homophilic cell-cell adhesion
Cellular component (GO): bicellular tight junction; adherens junction; catenin complex
Molecular function (GO): protein phosphatase binding; calcium ion binding; beta-catenin binding
Source: RefSeq, a predicted model, not a curated record